Molecule: messenger RNA, 1612 nt
Organism: Limulus polyphemus (Atlantic horseshoe crab)
Lineage: Eukaryota; Metazoa; Arthropoda; Merostomata; Xiphosura; Limulidae
Exons: 8
Coding region: 26-1213 (395 amino acids)
Source: RefSeq, a predicted model, not a curated record
UAAAGCAUACAGUUGUAGGGUAAGAAUGGGGUGGACAACUUAUAUUUUAUUCCUCUUCAAUGUGAUCGUCAGCUCCCAUAUACACGCGAUACAUGGCCUUCGUCUUCAAAUCGUAGAAGUUCCCACAGCUGUUCGACGAGGUGAUCCUAUCUGGUUAAACUGCACCUAUAAUCUAGAAACAGAUGACUUGUACUCUGUGAAGUGGUACAAAAAUAACGUCGAGUUUUACCGAUACUUGCCAAGCGAUGAUCCUCCAGCACAGAAAUAUGAUUUGGUAGGAGUCUAUGUUGAGUUGAGCAAGUCUUAUCAAGGAAAUGUAUACCUCUCAAGUUCGGACAUGAACACAGAAGGAACCUAUAGGUGCGAAGUGUCAGCUGAAGCGCCAUCUUUUCAAACAGAACGAGCAGAGAGAGAAUUACAGAUUUACGUUCUACCAAAAGGGGGACCUACGAUCAUCGGGACCAAGUUUCAGUACCAUAUUGGAGACGAAGUUAACGUCACCUGCCACGCAGCUCCAUCUAAACCAGCCGCAACUUUUAAGUGGUACAUUCACGAAGAAGAAGUUUCCCCAGAACUUUUAUGGCAUGCUCCCGUCGUUCGAUAUCGAGAUGGACUUCUUAGCAGUCAGUUGGGACUACAUUUUAUCGUAAAGGCUUCACAUUUAGUGAACGGUGUGUUGAAGUUACGCUGUUUAGCUGAUAUCUCACAAGCAUACUCCAUGACAAGUGAAGAAAUUAUUGUUGGCAAUACUGUCAGGGCAUCUGGACUGUAUACAGCAAUCGACGGACCGCGCAUAGAAGGUGGUUUAACUAAAUACCAAGUGGGAGAUGAAGUUGACGUCAAUUGCACCUCCAGAAAAUCCCAGAAACCUGCAAAGCUAUCCUGGUUCAUCAACGAUAAAAAGGCUAAUACAGGCUUCGUUGUACCAUAUGAACUCCAAACGUACCCUAAUGGGCUAAAAGCGUCGCUUCUAGGAUUGAAGUUUGUCGUUAGAGGACACCACUUUCACAAAGGAGAAAUGAGACUAAAGUGUACUGCUACAUUGACUAAAGUGAUCCAUACUAGUAGCGAAGAGGUUUUUGUGGGCGGAAAUCAACAGAGUUCAGGACUACAUGUAUCUGAAAACGGAAGUGCAGUGGCAGCAGUAAGCAUCUCUUUGAGGCAAUCAUGCUGGAUCACACUCACUUCGUUGUUGCUUUUGUGUCAGAUGUGACAUUACUGAAGAGUAUUCAUAAAAUCAAACAUAAAAACAUCCUAAAGAAACCUAAAGAAACUGAGUGUCUCACGUAUUCUUACAGAAAGCAUGCAGAACACUAUUUGAGGCCAUCCGUAAACUGCUUCUCUAUUUAGCUCCAAAUAUGCUUGUUUAUAUAAUGAUUGGUGAUCUAAUGGUUGUUCUCAUUCUUCUACGGUGGCCAAGACUGUUACAGACAAACUGUGUAAUCUGUGGAAACAUAUUAUGGACGUGAGUGUUAUAAAAAGGAAGUGGGUAUGUGUAUUUUCUCAUCGUUACACACGAAGUGCAUCAAUAACAUCUUUGAUGUAAGCUGUGCCUUGUGAGUGUUUUAUUUAUUUUUUUGGUAUCAAGUAGACAAAACAAAAAAGAUUAUUU